AUGGCGAUAUGGCCCUUUGGUCGCAAAAGCAAACGGCACACCAUUCAAGUGACCGGUGCUGAAGCUGCUGAUCUCCAGUCAUCCUUUGUUAGCCCGACACCCGAGAUCCAGCCCACUUUGGGUCGCAAAUCAUCAACACGCCAAAGCAACCGCAGGCCACGAGCGGAGCCUGCAGAUAGUCGACGCAGCUCCGCCCUCGUGCCUUCCACUCGACCUAUGUCAUCCCUCAGUCACUCUGCUUCCCUCGCCGAUCCCUCACAAAACGCCCCGCCACGUGAAAAUGUACUUUCGAGAACUGGCUCGCUGUUGAAGCGGAAACCGAGUCAGAAUGCUCCGAACAAAUUACGACGCAGGCUGAGCAAGCGUAAAGCCAAUGAAAUUAUGCGCGAACGUGAGAUUCGGAUGCUCUCAUCCACCCCCAUCGAUAUCCCCCACCAGCCGAAUCCUGGCAGCGGAGAUUAUGUACUGGAAAGUCGCCGUCGGAAAGGAAAUGGGAGACGUGCCGACCGGUACAUGUCCGACAUCAGUCUCUCCCUCCGAGAGUCGACCUCCUCCAGAUCGGAUAUCUCAGACCCAUAUACGUACAAGGUCAAUGCGUUCGCUGCCUUGACGCCGCGCCCGGUCGUCCGUUAUGUAGAAGCCCCUCGCCUGCCGACCGCCAAAGGCAAGAACCCGUCCGCUCGAACUUCACGUCAGGAUAGAGAAAAGCUUCAGGUGUUGACGAUGUCGGAGGAAGAACUGUACUAUUCGAACCGACGUGUCAAUGAACUAGCUGAUACAUUAGAUGCCGGUGCUUUGAGAGAAUUACUGGAUCGAGACCGUCGUCGCCGGGAGAAGAAGCAGAUCGAUGAUCAGGAAAAGCUUCGCCGGAAGUUACAAGAGAGGGCCGACGCUCAGCAGGCAGAAGAGGAACAGAACGCCAAAGCCGCCACAGCAUACCGGCCUGAGACUGAGCCCGAAAUCGCCCGUGUGGAGCCGUCCAUCGUUGAAGUCCCUGAACCCCAGGAUGUGAUGCAGAAGAAAGAGACGGUUACCCCACAAGUUGAUGAAUCGACGCCUCUCCCGACUGAGAAUGAAUCAUGGCCCCUCGGACCCUCCAAGGAUCGUGAGAAUACUGGACGCGAAUCCCGGGAUAGCUCUCGUGUAAUUGGAAAUAUCGAUGACAGCUCUGUUCGCGAGCGGAAAUUGAAUCAACGUCCUAGCUUCGCCCCAUCGACCGACAUCACCAUGUCCCGAACAACUCUUUCUCCAUCCCAUUCAUCUGUUCGCCAUGGGAUGAGUAGCCCGACCCAAUCACACAGCUACGGACCUGCCUCCACAUCGGACCUUUCCCGAGGAGUCGAAUCUGAACGUCGGCCUUCCGAUACCAGCGGCCGCCGGGGUAACACUAUCACGUCUCUAUUCCGACGUGGUUCUUCUCGUCUCAAGCGAACAUACAGAGAGCGAUUCCAGGAACCUACCCCCGAGGCAUCUAACGCUUCUCAUGAAUCCUUCUACAAAAUCCAGACCCAAUCAUCACCCCCUCCAUCCUCCAUCAUUCCUCCUAGGAUUCUGAUGCCCACUGGAACGUUGAAGCGCUCUCACUCCAAAUUCACUGAACAUUUCGGCGAUGAACCAUUGUCACCCCCCGAAUCUCGUCUACAGUCACCCGAUAUCCCGGAGGACGUACCUGAGACCUCUCUUGAGAGGGAUGAAACACCUUCCAUGCAAGAGCCAGUGUCCACCCCCGGAGUGGACAUCAAAAACCCGAACCGACGGCUUCAACAUCGGUCAUGGAACUCCGAUAGCCUCGACGCAGAAACCGAUAACGUGCCACUCUCACAAUCUCUGGCUUCCAUUGAUUCGGAAGCAUCUUGGAUGUCUGGUCAAUUCUUCCGUCGGAUGUCGCAGAAGCCCAGCAGCCCUGUUAGAUCGAACCUGACCUCAUUCCGGGACUCGGUGGAGGUCUCGGCUGAUGCACCCGAGGAGACCGAGUCAGUAGACGAGUAUGGACACCCCGGAAGCAACGUCCCUGGCGAGUCCGAGUUUGAAACGGAACCCACCAACAACCUGGACAGCAAAUCUGACGAGAAAUGGCACAAUGAAGUCGGCCGCCGCCCCGUUUUGGUGAACCCGGUGGUCCGCCCCAAAUCCACACAAGGGAUGCUUCGAGGGUUCUCCUCUCUGACUCCCAUCUCCGCAGAGGAAGAUUACAUUGUUGAGGAGUCGGCUCCUUCUGAAAUGCGGCGGGUUCCAAGCGCUAAAGCCGAGAUUGGUUACGCCGAAUAG
Molecule: messenger RNA, 2268 nt
Organism: Penicillium bovifimosum
Lineage: Eukaryota; Fungi; Ascomycota; Eurotiomycetes; Eurotiales; Aspergillaceae
Exons: 1
Coding region: 1-2268 (755 amino acids)
Source: RefSeq, a predicted model, not a curated record